GUGGUCAGAGCUGCUAUCAUUGGAUUACUACUCGAACCUCAUCGGCCAGUUCUCGUUGUCAAACGUCUGGGUGCAGAUCGAGCAUCCCCUGAAUGAGCAGUUCCAGGAGCGAUGUAGAGACGAGGAGUUUCGGAAGUCUUACGGCGGGCUAAUACGAGCCUGCCAGGAAGCAGUACAGAAAGUCCGUGCUGCCAAUGAUGAGCCAGAUGUGGAGAACCCUGAGGAGACUGCCCCGAGCCGCAAGGACGUCGAGGAAGCCUUCGCGCUGCCUAGGUUUGAGGGGAGCGCCCUGUAUCCUUGUGUCGCGCUGUCGAACCAUUCCUGUCAGCCGAACUUCACCAUGCGGUAUGCUGAUGGCUGCUUCGCUGACAUGGUCGCUCUGCGCAAGAUCUGCGCAGGUGAUGAGCUCAACCUUGCCUACGUCUCGCCAUCAACUCCGCUGCCUGAGCGUAUCGCCACACUGUGGCGGAACUGGGGCUUUGUGUGCACCUGCCGCCGCUGCCAGGAUGAGGUGAUGGUCCGUGCCGUGCAAGGUGAGAGCCACCAGGACAUUGCGCCGGACCAGCGCGAACAGCACAAAGAUGCCAAGGAGCCAAAGCCUUUCCAGCCUGGUUUUGACGGCUAUCCCUCAGACCUGCCAGCAGGCAUCCAACUCUCACCUGCUGGCAUCGCAGCAGCCUUGGCCGUCCGUAAGGCCGCUGCUGAUGCGACGUGUACCCCAUCGGAAGAGGAAGAUGUCAGCAGUGAAGAAGAGGAGGGCAGCGAGAGUGAGGAGGAGUCUGACGAUUCGGCAACCAGCGAGGAAGAUGGGGGUGUGAGCAAGGCCCGGAAUGCUCCCUUCAGCGGCCCCUUUGGGGCCACCCACGUUCCUGGGAGUGUGAAGAUGCUGGAAGCGGCCAUGCGCGACUUAGUGGCCGAUAUGGCCGAGGAAGAGGCAGGCUGA
Molecule: messenger RNA, 943 nt
Organism: Symbiodinium pilosum
Lineage: Eukaryota; Dinophyceae; Suessiales; Symbiodiniaceae
Source: the annotation of a GenBank genome assembly